AUGUCCGGCGCACCAAGACAAGGCGGUCCAAGAAGAGGCCCAAGAAGAGGCAGAAGAGGUCAAGACGACGAGAAGAGCUGGGUCCCAGUCACCAAGCUCGGAAGACUCGUGAAGGCCAAGAAAAUCACCUCUGUUGAGGAGAUCUACCUCCACUCCCUGCCAGUUAAGGAGUACCAAAUCAUCGAUGAGCUUGUUCCAGGUCUCCAGGACAAGGUCAUGAAGGUUCUGUCUGUCCAGAAGCAGACCAGAGCCGGUCAAAGAACCAGAAUGAAGGUCGUCGUUGUCGUUGGUGACUCCAACGGCCACGUUGGUCUUGGUAUCAAGGUUGCCAAGGAGCUUGCUACUGCCAUCAGAGGCGCCAUCAUCAUUGCCAAGUUGGCCCUGAUUCCAGUCAGAAGAGGUUACUGGGGCUCCAACCUUGGUUCUCCUCACUCUAUUGCCAACAAGUGUUCUGGUAAGUGUGGUUCCGUCAACGUCAGACUGAUCCCUGCCCCAAGAGGUUCCGGUAUCGUUGCCUCUCCAGCCGUCAAGACCAUGUUGCAAUUUGCUGGUAUUGAGGACAUCUACACCACCUCCUCUGGUUCUACCAGAACCACCGAGAACACUCUGAAGGCUUGUUUCGCUGCCAUUGGUUCUACCUACGGUUUCUUGACUCCUAACUUGUGGAAGGAGUUCGCUCUUACCGACUCUCCAUUGGACGUCUACGCCGACGAGGCUCUGGCUGCCAAGAAGAGAUACUAA
Messenger RNA from Ogataea angusta, 741 nucleotides. RefSeq lists its product as uncharacterized. Bases 1 to 741 code for a protein of 246 amino acids. Gene Ontology annotation, biological process: translation. The record is from RefSeq and is a predicted model, not a curated record. Lineage: Eukaryota; Fungi; Ascomycota; Pichiomycetes; Pichiales; Pichiaceae. Gene Ontology annotation, molecular function: structural constituent of ribosome; RNA binding. Gene Ontology annotation, cellular component: cytosolic small ribosomal subunit; ribosome. The transcript has a single exon.